This is a messenger RNA of Topomyia yanbarensis, 2757 nucleotides long. Its product is annotated as putative nuclease HARBI1. Bases 1353 to 2642 code for a protein of 429 amino acids. The transcript has 3 exons. NCBI's taxonomy places the organism in Eukaryota, Metazoa, Arthropoda, Insecta, Diptera, Culicidae. The record is from RefSeq and is a predicted model, not a curated record.
GCCAGCUCUGUCCCCUGUUUUUGAACCAAUUCUGAACCAGCUCGUGAGUGGACGAAAGUGACAUUGGCAAACGUUCGGCUUGGAAACUAAAAGUACUAAAGGGCUGCUUGGAAGUGUUGUCGUAUUGUGAUAUAAAACGUAAAACGACGUUUGUUUACCGUUUUGUUUUUUUUUGUUUUCUUGAGAUUCCGCUUUCUUUCCAUAACGUCCGUCUGUAAUUAUGAAGUGCAAGGCAUUUUCUGGCAGACGAAUUCAAACAUAUUAUCCAGAACUGAAGUUCUACAGGUUUCCGAGAGAUCCGGUAGCGCGGUGUGCGGAUUAAUGCGGAAAUGUCUCUUUUCGAAGUCUAACCGAUGCCGAGUAAAUUGGGAGUAUUGUCUAUCGCGAGAUAAUAUAGCAUUUCGUCGAGUUGUUGCUAUAUGGGAUACACACGAGUGCGGUCGAAACAAAAACAAACGUCAAAAUGUUUUCUCACUCGCACUGAUGCAAACUAGAUGGGCGCGUAAUUCAACGCACGGCCCGGUGGCGCAUGGCUGAAAAGUCGCAGGAUUUAAGAAAAGAUUCGCAAUACUUUGUGGCAAACCGUGAGAAAGUUAUCCUGGAAAUCGCUUGUUGUUCUUCUUUUAGUAUUAUCGAUACAGUUGAAUUUUACAGUUUUCAACUGCAUCAAUCAUCGGUGUAAAUAGAAGCGUGUUAUUUUCUACUGCUGUUUUCUCCGAAAAAAUCACAAAGUACUGGAACAAACCUAAGCACCUAUACAAACUAAACAAAAAUUAAGCCAUGCAAAAAAGUAGUUUUAGAAUAUUUAAACCAAAUGCGAACAGAGAAGAUUGAUCUUGUGAAUGAGGUUGCUCGACUCAGAAAGCAACUUACAAAAAUGAAGAGCAUGGAAAUAUUUUCCGUAAUGGCCAACAACAAAUAUAUAUUAUUUUGCUUUGCUGUAUUCCGAUGGAAGACCCGUAAUGAUCAUUUAAAUGCGGAUAUAAAGACUACAUCAUUGGUUUUUCCCGGAGCGUGAAAUUGAUACAUAAUAUAGAAUAUUUUAAUCAGAACAAUUUAAGUUUUGGACACGACUGUAACAAAACAAAUAUUUUGGCAAUAUUGGUCUAGUGGGGGUAUGUCGUUUUCAGCAGGGAUUAGCAAAAUAUAAGAGCAACCGUACCGGUGCGUUGCUACUCGGGUGACCAUUUUGAUUACAGGCAGCGUGGCCAUUUUAGCUUAGUCUUUCUUCUGCACACCGGUCGUUGCUAUCAUGGUCAUCAAUUUAGUUACCCACCUCCACACCGGUUAUUGACAUUUCUCAGAACAAUUAAGCGUGUAACACAUUGAAAAUAGUGAUAUCGGUAAACACAAUGGAUUACUCCUGCCUUUUGUCGGAUUCUAGUGAUGAUGACCUGGAUUUCAUGAGUCAAAUGUUGAACCAGGCACAGGCUGCAUUAGCCGAAACGCAGGAUCAGAAUAAGAAUAAAUGCGAACGAAAAACGCGUGAAGGAAAAAGGCCCAAUAUCGAACGUUCAGCGCAAGAGGGUGCUCAGCGUUUGGUGUCCGACUAUUUCAGCGUCGACCCGACGUAUACAGACGAACACUUUCGAAGAAGAUUCCGAAUGAACCGUAAUCUUUUUACACGUAUAGUAAACGAAGUUAAAUCCACCAAUGUGUAUUUCGUUCAGCGAGCAGAUGCGACUGGCAAAAUUGGGUUGUCAACGUUACAAAAAUGUACUGCAGCAAUUCGACAGUUAGCCUACGGAUCUCCGGCUGAUGCUAUAGAUGAGUAUACACGAAUGUCAGAAUCAUCUGCUCGGAGCUGCAUGUUAGAAUUCUGUCGUACAAUUGUAGACCGCUUUGCUAGUCAGUAUUUGCGGUCACCAAACAGCGAAGACAUAAAACGUUUAUUGGAUGAAGGCCAAAAGCGCGGGUUUCCUGGAAUGUUGGGCUCCCUUGAUUGUUGCCACUGGGAGUGGAAGAAUUGUCCCACUGCCUGGGCUGGUCAGUACAAAGGGAAAGGAAAAAAACCGACGAUUAUUUUAGAAGCAGUGGCAUCACAAGAUUUAUGGAUUUGGCAUGCAUUCUUCGGUAUGCCAGGAUCCAACAACGACCUGAAUGUGUUAGAACGAUCGCCCCUGUUCUCUGAUUUAUAUAGUGGUAGGAACCCUCAAGUAGAAUUCAUCAUAAACGAUAGAGUCUACACUACUGGAUAUUAUCUAGCCGAUGGUAUCUAUCCUCCACUUUCUACAUUAGUUCAAACGAUUACGUCACCAGUUGGACAAAAGCGUAAGCACUUCGCGAAAAUGCAAGAAGCAGCCCGGAAAGAUGUAGAGCGUGCAUUUGGUGUUUUAAUGGCACGGUUCGCUAUUUUGAAGAACCCUGCCAGAUUGUGGCGGAAAGAAGAUUUGGCAACAAUAAUGCGUGCAUGCAUUAUUUUGCAUAACAUGAUCAUCGAGGAUCAGAGAAAUGAUGCAUCCGAGACUGAUGUACCUUUCAACUGUCGGAAUAGCGAUGUUACUGUCAACAUGGGUUCUGCUGAUGGCUUCCAGGCUUUUCUUGAGCGAUACGACCAAGUACAUAAUGCUACGCUUCAUUACCAACUACAAGCGGAUUUGAUAGAGCAUUUAUGGAAAGUAAAGGGAGAAGAAGAGGAGUGAAAACGUACACUUACAUACAUGAGCAGACUUAAUCAUAAUACAUUAUAAUACAGUUUAAUACAUUAUCUAAACGUUAUGCACAUAAUUCUCACUGGCGGAUUUAAAGAUAACUUUC